CACUUUAAUUAGUAUUGUUUUCGUCUGGAUGUUAGCUUGUGACCCUUAGAUAUCCAAACUUGUGGUGAACUUCAGUCAUCAGAGUCGAUUCGUUUAGACAUUGAAUGAUCAAGUGAAUGAUUUCAGAAAAGAAAAGGGAGUGCCCCAUCGCAAUUUAGGUUUUUUUUCUGCGCUGUCUGUAUCUUAAACAAAGGUGUGGGGACACUUUGAUUAAUCAUUUCCCUACACACUUCAGGGUGUUGUUGCACCUUUCCAUCAAGAUGUUAAUAGAAUGUGCAAUACUGGUCCUGGUGAUGGCUUUGUGUUUCAGAUACUACAGUCGUACGGUAGACAACUUUAAUGAAGCAGCGAUAAAGGGAAAACGAGUGGUAGUAACUGGUGCCAGCUCUGGGAUAGGCGAACAGAUAGCUUACCACUACGCCCGACGAGGUGCUAGACUUCUUAUAACAUCAAGGACGGAGGCCAAUCUAGAACGGGUGGUAUCGUUAUGCAAGCAACUUGGCGCUCAGGAUGCCUCGUAUAUACCUCUAGACAUGGGGGACCCCAUCCACACCAAGCACCUCAUCGAUGAAGCGAAGCUGAGGCUUGGAGGGUUAGAUCAUCUGAUUUUAAAUCAUAUCACGCACACACCGAUGGAACUAUGGAACGUCCCGGAGAUGGAAAAGAACCUUGCUCAGUCGAUUGAGGUGAAUUUCAACUCGUACGUCAGACUGGCUACGUACUCCACCGCCAUGUUAGCAGAGAGUCAAGGAAGCAUCGCAGUAGUCUCUUCCGUAUUAGGACUAAUAUCCAUGCCAUUUUCCGGGACCUACUGUGCCGCCAAGUUUGCUGUCCAUGGGUUUUUCGAUUCGCUGCGUCUGGAGUUUGAACUUCAAAAGUUGAAUGUUUCCGUCGGUAUAUUCGUACUUGGUCAAAUUAAUACAAGCGCAGCAAAGAAUGUUGCCAGCCGCCUCAUGGAUGUCGACAACCUCUAUUUAACAUCAGCUGAAGACGCCGCAUACCGCAUUAUGACGGGGACGACCAACCGGGAACGACGAGUUUACUACCCGCUGUCCGCUCAUUUCUUCCGGGGUUGGCGGGACUUCUUGCCCGGUGUUGUUGACAGGCUCGUCAUGAGGAUGUACAAUGCAGAUGAAUUGGCCGAAGUAAUGAAGAAAUCGAGUUAAGGGUUGAGGUACUUUUUGUCACACGAAACACAAUGUCGUCAAUUUUUAUUAAACUUAUACACGGUUUGAAGAUAAUGUUUUAGUAGAAAGCUUCCCUUAAAGACAGUGGACACUAUUGG
This is a messenger RNA of Asterias rubens (European starfish), 1285 nucleotides long. Its product is annotated as corticosteroid 11-beta-dehydrogenase isozyme 1-like. The record is from RefSeq and is a predicted model, not a curated record. NCBI's taxonomy places the organism in Eukaryota, Metazoa, Echinodermata, Asteroidea, Forcipulatida, Asteriidae. Gene Ontology annotation, molecular function: oxidoreductase activity. The transcript has 6 exons. Bases 261 to 1166 code for a protein of 301 amino acids. Gene Ontology annotation, cellular component: intracellular membrane-bounded organelle.